GUAAAAAAAUCAAAAGAUACGCAUGACGCAUAUGGGAAAGUUAUUGAUUCCAUGCAGACCAACUAUAACAAGAGGUUGCAAAGUCAGGAUGAUUUGAUCAAGAUGCUGGCCGUUAGUAAUAUUAAUGUAACAAAUAAGUUGCUAAACCAUGUAACUAGUACUAGUAAGGCAAAAAGUGCUUCAGGGGAUAAUAUGAAAACUUUAAAACUUUUGAAUAAGGAGCAAACACAG
Molecule: messenger RNA, 231 nt
Organism: Dentiscutata heterogama
Lineage: Eukaryota; Fungi; Glomeromycota; Glomeromycetes; Diversisporales; Gigasporaceae
Source: the annotation of a GenBank genome assembly